UAAUCAAACAAAAUUAAAGUAGCUAGAUAAGUUAUAUAACAUACACUACUUUAAAUUCACAACAACUCAAGAAAAUUGUGAGGAUGGAUGCCACUUUGGUGGGAAUAAUUCUUUUUAGCGCAUUACAGACAUGCAACGCACUUUCGCCUGUUGUGAUAGUUCCUGGCACCGGAGGAAACCAAUUAGAAGCUAAACUUGUCAACAAACCCGCGAAGCCUGCGUUUUAUUGUUACUCGUCAACUAGCUCCUAUUUUCGGUUAUGGCUUGACAUCAAAUCUUUGUUGCCGUAUGCUCUGACAUGUUGGGUGGAUAACAUAAGGUUAGAAUGGGACAUGCAAAGUAUGACAGUAAAGAAUCCUCAAGGUGUAUUGACUCGUGUCCCUGGAUUUGGUGACACCUCGUCCAUCGAGGCAUUAGACAGUAUGGGUUUAGUGAAGUAUAUGAAACCACUGGUAGAUUACCUUGUUCGACUUGGUUACAGAAAAGGAAAAAAUAUACGAGGAGCUCCUUAUGAUUUCCGAUACUCCCCUGACUACCUCCCUUCAAACUACCACAACAAGCUGAAGAAUCUGAUCGAAGAAACCUACACUCACAAUGGCAAUGAAAAAGUGACAUUGAUCUCACACAGCUAUGGGUGUCCUGUCACUCUUUACUUCUUGUCUCUCCAAUCCACUGAAUGGAAAACAAAGUAUUUGAAACAAUGGAUUGCGUUGUCUGGGGUAUUUGGUGGCUCUAAACAGCUAGUACUCCUAUACUCCAGUGGCUAUCUGGAGGGCAUACCACAAGUUAUUAUCGAUAGAUUGACAAUUAGAGCAGAACAAAGAUCAAGCACCAGUAACCUCUUCUUACUACCAUCAGAAACGGUUUGGAAACAAGACAACAUAUUCGCCACAACACGAAAACGCUCUUACAAACUCUCCGACAUGGAUGAUUUUCUCAAAGAUAUUGGUUUCCCUGAAGGAGUCGCGAUGAAAAAACAUAUGAUUAAUACAACUCAUCUCAUGAACACCUCACCAGGGGUUCCAAUACAUUGUUUUCAUGGUAACAUAGCAGAUUCGACAAUAAGCAAAUUAGUCUUCGAUGAUGAUUUUCCAGAUUCACCAUCGCAGUUAAUUUUGGGUCCUGGGGAUGGCACGGUCAAUCAAGAAUCUCUCACGUUGUGCAGGAAGUUUACUUCGUUACAGCAACAGCCCGUGACAGUCAAGGAAGUGAGUGGAGCUAACCACAAUGGAGUGAUAGGACAUACUGAUGUUCUUGAGUCUAUAAAGAAAUUGCUUUAAUAUUUUACGACUUCUGAUUUUUAUGAAAUAAGACAAAAA
Molecule: messenger RNA, 1319 nt
Organism: Hydractinia symbiolongicarpus
Lineage: Eukaryota; Metazoa; Cnidaria; Hydrozoa; Anthoathecata; Hydractiniidae
Product: phospholipase A2 group XV-like
Exons: 5
Coding region: 84-1280 (398 amino acids)
Biological process (GO): lipid metabolic process
Source: RefSeq, a predicted model, not a curated record